GGCUUAAAAUAUUGAGCCUACCCGUUGUAGUAGUAAGCUUCCACCUUGACCCAAAUUUCCUUUUAAUAAGACCACUCGCAAUCUCAGACUCGAACCAAAAGGGAAAAUAAAAACUUUUACUGUCGAGAGAGAGAGAGACUUGGAUCGAUUAUCGAUUUGGAAGCUGAAGAAGAACCGAUACUCAGAAUUACGAGUCAUUAAUUAGCUACAAUGCACGCCAAGACUGACUCAGAGGUGACCAGCCUCGCAGCGUCUUCUCCGACGAGAUCUCCACGCCGCCAUGUCUACUACGUUCAGAGCCCAUCAAGAGACUCCCACGAUGGGGAGAAGACAACGACGUCGUUUCACUCCACGCCGGUGAUUAGUCCAAUGGGAUCGCCGCCGCACUCUCACUCCUCCGUGGGCCGCCACUCCCGAGAGUCCUCGUCUACUAGAUUCUCCGGAUCUCUGAAACCCGGAUCGCGCAAGAUCUCGCCUAACGACGCUGCUCGUGGGGGCAGCACCAAGGAUCAAAAGCAAUGGAAGGAGUGUGCCGUGAUUGAGGAAGAAGGCCUUCUAGAAGCCGAAGACCGCCAGAAGGGUCUUCCUCGUCGGUGUUAUGUUCUCGCUUUCAUUCUCGGCUUCUUUGUUCUCUUCUCUUUCUUCUCUCUGAUAUUGUGGGGUGCGAGUAAGCCCAUGAAACCAAAGAUCACAGUCAAGAGCAUAAAAUUUGACCAAUUCAAGAUCCAAGCGGGCUCUGAUUUUACGGGUGUGGCUACUGAUAUGAUCUCCAUGAACGCAAGCUUGAAGCUCACUUUUCGUAAUACUGGUACAUUUUUUGGAGUUCAUGUCACAUCAACACCAUUAGAUCUUUCUUAUUCCGAAAUCACAGUAGCCUCUGGAACUAUAAAGAAGUUUUAUCAAUCGAGAAAAAGCCAAAGAUCUCUAAGUAUUCCUAUAAUGGGUACCAAAAUACCAUUGUAUGGUAGUGGAGCAAGUCUGAGCAGCUCAACGGGGACGACCACUCUACCAGUGAAAUUAAAAUUAUACUUCGUGGUUCGAUCAAGAGCUUACGUUUUGGGCAAAUUGGUUAAGCCCAGGUUCAACAAGCAUAUUCAAUGCAAUGUAACUUAUGAUCCCAAAAGGCUCAAUGUCGCAAUCCAACUCAAGAAUCAUUGCACAUAUGACUGAAGCUCAAGCACGAGAACGACAAUGGAGUAAGUUGAAUUUUGACUCUUUUUUUUUAUUUAUGUUGUUAUAAUGUAUUAUUGGUGAAUAUAAUCGGUGAAAGACAGCUCAGCGGGCAACUUUAGGAUCGUGCGGGCAGGGAAUUGACAACGCGGUUUUAGAUUUUUUCUUUUAUGGCUGCCCGGAACUGCCCGAUUUACAGGUUGGAUUUGGCGGUGACUUGUGGGUGAUAUAAUCUCCUGUGAUGUUUUAUUGUUUUUGCUUUUAUUUAUUUAUUUUAUAUGUAAAAGUUAAGACAUGUUGUCAAUAAUGACAUACCAUUCAUUUAGUAAUUAUGUUUUUGUUAUUGUGCU
This is a messenger RNA of Humulus lupulus (European hop), 1520 nucleotides long. RefSeq lists its product as uncharacterized. The record is from RefSeq and is a predicted model, not a curated record. Bases 211 to 1170 code for a protein of 319 amino acids. NCBI's taxonomy places the organism in Eukaryota, Viridiplantae, Streptophyta, Magnoliopsida, Rosales, Cannabaceae. The transcript is spliced from 3 exons.